Molecule: messenger RNA, 3033 nt
Organism: Closterium sp. Yama58-4
Lineage: Eukaryota; Viridiplantae; Streptophyta; Zygnematophyceae; Desmidiales; Closteriaceae
Source: the annotation of a GenBank genome assembly
AUGGGGCGGGCGGGGAGUGUGAGUUGGGUGAGAUCGUGUGAGUGGGGUGGAGAGUGCAAGGGACAGCAGCUCGGAUGGCAUUGCUCAUCUCCCCUCUCCUCCUUUUCCAUCCUGCCGUCUCUGCUCCCUUGUCCUCUUUCCCGCCCUCACACUCCCUCGCCCUCUCUGCUUCCCCGAGAUCUCCUCCCUCCCACUGUGCUCCCUCGCCCUCGGUGGCCCCCCACCCUCUCACCCCCCUCCACCCUUCCCUUCCCCCAAGCAGCAUGGGAGAGGGAGCUGCAGCAGGGCUUCAGGAGGUACACGUGGAGGGAGGUGAUGGAGGCGACCAACCAGCUGAGCCCUGACAACCUUCUCGGCAAGGGCGGCUUCGGCUCCGUCUACUGGGGCGUCAUCGGCGGGGAGCAGCAGAGUGGGUGGAGCGGGAAAGUGUGGAAGAGUAGACGGAAAGCAGCAAGCAGCGGGCCGGGCAGGGAGAGUGGGACGAGUGGAGGGAGUGGGACGAGCGGAGGGAGUGGGACGAGUGGAGGGAGUGGGACAACGACUGGGGAGAGUGGCACGAGUGCAGGGAGUGGGACAAGUAAGGGGAGUGUCACGAGUGUGGACAAUAUGAAAACUGCUUCUGCUGCUCCGGUGGGCGGCAGUGCCCCAGGGGUGGGCGGCGGUGCACGUGUGGUGGUGGGCGGCGGCGUGGAGGUGGCGAUCAAGCGAGCAGCUGUUGUGGAGCGAUCGUCCAACGUCGCCACCAUGUUUGAAGAGGAGGUGAAGGCGGUGUCCAAGUUGAGCCACAAGAACCUCGUACGCCUCCUCGGCUACUGCAACGAGAACAACGAGCAGAUAUUGGUGUACGAGUAUGUGCGCAACGGCGACAUCAGCGACCAUCUAUACGCCAACUACAGCGGCCACCUGCUGACCUUCGAGGAGCGGCUGGAUGCGGCACUGGGCCUCGCAGAGGGGCUCAAGUACCUGCAUUAUCAUGCAGAGAAGCCCAUUGUUCACCGCGACAUCAAGCCCUGCAACGUGCUGCUCACAGAGGACUACCAGGUAAAGAUAGCCGACUUUGGGCUGAUUCGGUCGCUGCAGGAGGGUGCGGAGCAGGACGGCACGUUCACGCGUGUGGCGGGCACGAGGGGGUAUCUGGACCCCGAGUACAUGACGUGCGAGAAGCUCUCCACGGCGAGCGAUGUGUACAGCUAUGGUGUGCUGCUGCUCGAGAUGGUGACGGGGCGGCCAGCCACGGAGAGCGACCCAAACGACCAGACCUGCAUCAGGCACAUCACCUCCUGGGCGGUGCCAUACAUCAAUCAAGGGGAGAUCCGAGAGGUAGCGGACGCGCGCAUCGCCUCGCCGCUCAACCUGCCCUUUCUGCUGCGGAUGGCACGCACCGCCGCCCUCUGCGUGCAGCUGCCGUCCACGCGCCGCCCGGACAUGGCUGAGGUGGUGCGCGUCAUGCUGGACGCCCGCCGCACCUUCCAUGCCGCUGCCGCCGCCGCUGCUGCCGGCGCUGCUGCCCUCGCUGCUGCUGGCGGUGGUGCUGGCGGGCCGGGGGUGCAGGUAGGGGAAGCGGGAGAACCAGGAGGAGCAGGGCCUGUGGGCCUGGCGGCUCAUAUCUCAAGAGGGAUUCUGGGUGUGGCAGGGGCGCUGGGUGGGAAGGGGAGCCCGCGAGGUCAAGAGGGGGGGAGGAGUGGGCUUGUGGGUGCCAGCGGCAGGGCGCUGGGGAGUGAGAGCAUGAAGAGAUGGGUGCAUUACUUUGGCGGCGGGGGGGGAGGGCGGAGUAGGCAAGAGAGUGAUCGCUUCGAAGAGAUUGACCCAGAGGGCAUGGUGCCCACCAGGAAAGGGGGAGACAGUAUCCCUGUGGAGCCUGACGAUGGUUCUGUUCCAUCUUUUCCUCACGCCAUGGCUUCCUUACCUCCCGCGGAGGACUCGCCUGAGACCGUCCCGGAGAAGCCUCCCGAUCGUAGGGUUAGCGGCCUAGACUUCCUUCGACCUUGCGUAGCUCCACUCACACCAGAGCCUCUUGUUACCGCUGCUGUUGUUAAUACCGACGCUGACCCAUCGUCCAGCAAGGAGCCGCAACCGGCCCCCAAUCCCGCGCCUCCUCCAGCGCCGUUUUCUCUCCCUCCCGCCAUCGCGUCGUCAAGCAAGGGACCGGCACCGCCGGCCAAUCCCGCGCCUUCCCCAGCGCCCUUCACUCUCCCUCCCGCCAUCGCGUCGUCCAGCAAGGGGCCGCAACCGCUGCCCAAUCCCCCGUCUGCUCCAGCGCCGUUAAUUAUCUCACCCGCCAUCGCGUCGUCCACUAAAGCGCCUCCCUCUGCAGUUGGUAGCAGCGGCUGCAACGAUGUCGCUCCCGCGUCCGAGGGUCGUACGGCUAAGAAGGCGCGCACGGUUUUACUCCGAGGCAAGUUACAGCAGAGCACGUUGACAUUUGGCGGUGUGCGCGUGCCACCCCCGAGUGCACCCGAGGAGGAGGAGGCCGAACCUGAGGAACCAGAGGACAUACCUGUCGAUAUUACCGAGGUGGCAAAGACCGUCAAGUCCAUCACGGGCGACCUCAAGCACAGGUACAUUGACAAGAAGGCGGACUUCGGUGGGUCUGGCAACGGUUGGCUACCAAAAUUCCUGAAGCUGUAUGGGAAGAAGUCGGGCCAGAUGGUCAAAGUGCGGGGCGCGGAUUCGGAGGGCCGCCCGGAAAACCACUCGUACAUCCUGCAUGAGAGGAAGCUGAAGGACCACAAGUACAAGAGCGGCUACAAGGCGUGCGUGAAGCUGUGCCGCAAGUUCGCAAAGGACGUCGUCGACUGUCUCCUGUUUCGCCUGGACGACCUGCGGGGGAUGGGUCCAACUAAGCUGUUUCGCGCGUCAAAGUGGCCGAAGAGCAAGCAUGCGCGAGACCGCAAGUGCCAGGACUGGCUGACAGGUUGCAGCGCCCUGUUCAAGAACGAGCUCCCUGGGUUUGAUCUCAAGAAAGCCUCGCAGGAGCUGGCAACCUGGUGCCCAAUCAUGGAGGCGCACCACGAGGACGAGUCAUUUGCGUAG